CUUUCCGGUUGCCCCACCUGCACUAAUUAAUCACAUCACAAGAUCCCCUUCUCUUCCGUUCCAGCCCCGUCCUCCUCCCCCUCCUCCUCCUCCUCCUGACGCACUGCCAGCUCGCCUUCCCUGCGAGCGCCACUCCACGCGAGACUGGCCUCGCGCGGCCGCCGGAAUCCCGCGGCGAGGCUAUCCUCUCCGCGCCGCGUCUCAGGAUGACAUUCAUAAAAUGAUUCUCUAUUUUGACAUAUUUUGGAGAUGGAUGAUCUGCCAGAUGACCGAGAGCAAUCCGACACACAGUCUUCAGAUCCAAAUUGUUUGCCCUCACGUGAGGAGCACAAGUUCCAAUCCAUUUCCCUCGCCAAACAGGAAAAUAAUUUGGAUUCUGCAGAUUCUUCUCUUGACUGUAGGGAAGUUGACCGUUCAUUGUGCGCUUCUCAGGCAUUAUGGUCUACUGGAUCUCUAUCAAGUCCAAUACCCAAUGGAUUCUAUUCAAUUAUUCCGGACAAGAAACUCAAGGAGUGUUUUGACACCAUUCCUUCACCAGAAGACCUAUAUUCCCUUGGAAUUGAGGGCUUCAAGGCUGAGAUAAUUCUUGUGGACUUAAUGAAGGAUAAAAAGCUAUCCGCAAUAAAGCAGUUAUGUGUAGCUCUAGUAAAAGGAUUGAAUUCUAACCCAGCUGCAAUGAUAAAAAAGGUUGCAGGUUUGGUUUGCGACUUCUACAAGCGAUCAAACCCACAGCUCAGUCCGGCAAGAACUUCCUCUGAAGAAAUUUCUCAUUUCAUGGAAAACAGAGGAGUUCAGUUGCUGGGGCAGAUAAGACAUGGAUCAUGUAGGCCCAGAGCAAUAUUAUUUAAAGUUCUUGCUGACUCUGUUGGUAUAGAUUCUAAGUUGGUUGUGGGCAUUCCCAAUGAAGAAUCUCAUGAAUACGAUGACUCACCCAAACAUAUGUCUGUUGUUGUUAUGCUGAAGUCUGUGGAGUUUCUAGUUGAUCUAAUGCGUUUUCCAGGACAACUAGUUCCAUUCUCAUCCAAGGCUAUUAUCACAUCUCAUAUAUCUGCAGCUGGAGAGAGUGACUCUGCUGACUAUGAUUCAUGUGAUUCUCCCCUUGAACCUAAUAGUCCCUUGUGUUCUCAACGGCAAGAGCAAGAUGACAACAGCCGAUCCUUUAAAGUUCCUUCUUUAAGAAACAUCAUGCUUAGAUCGACAAACUCUAUGGAGGGUAAAUUGAGAUGUUCAUCACAUAGUGAACCAAACGUGGCCAAUGCCUUCUGUGGUCGCAGCCGGAGGAAAGUUGUUAAUGAACAUCAAAGAACUGCCAGUUCAAGUCCAGAGCAUCCUAUGUCCAGAGCUCAUGGACGCUCUAUGCUUGGUGAUAGACAGUAUGGAGAUGGUGUAGCUGUAUCAAGGUACCUCAAUGGCGCAUCAACAUCGAAUGCGCGUAUAGGACGGCGAAGAAGUAUAAGUAUUGCCCCUGAAAUUGGUGACGAUUUUGCAAGGGCAGUUAAAGCAAUGAGUGAAAGCAUGAGGCAAAAUCGCCUUUCAAGGGCACAUAAUGAUGGUAGUCCAGGACAUUCAAAUGACUCGGAGAGAAAUGAAUCACUAGGUGAUUUCAACGGCAAUGAGGUGUCUGCAAGAGAAUCAAAUGUGCAGGAGGGUCCCAGAAGGCAAAUUAGUAGUCAAAGGGCAUUGUCAUUACCUUCAUCACCCCACCGCUUAGGCAGCCAUGCUUCUGAUCUCAGAGAGCCAGCUGACUUUCUAACAGCAGCAGAUCUGAUGUCCACUUGGAAUAAGGUGUUGCAAUCUUCACCAUUUCUGAACAAGCCUUUAUUGCCUUUUGAGGAAUGGCAUAUUGAAUUCUCAGAGAUUACUGUUGGCACUCGUGUUGGAAUAGGGUUUUUUGGAGAAGUAUUCCGGGGCGUCUGGAAUGGAACAGAUGUAGCUAUAAAAGUAUUUUUGGAGCAAGAUUUAACAAUGGAAAAUAUGGAAGAUUUCUGCAACGAGAUCUCCAUACUUAGCCGUCUCCGACAUCCCAAUGUCAUAUUAUUCCUUGGCGCAUGUAUGAAGCCUCCUCACUUGUCCCUAGUCACUGAAUAUAUGGAAAUGGGGUCUUUAUAUUAUUUAAUUCACACAAGUGGCAACAAAGGUAAGCUCAGUUGGCGAAGGAAGUUAAAAAUGCUCCGUGACAUCUGUAGGGGUCUUAUGUGUAUGCACCGUUUGAAGAUAGUUCACCGUGAUCUUAAGAGUGCAAAUUGCCUUGUUAACAAGUACUGGACAGUCAAGUUAUGUGAUUUUGGGCUGUCGCGGGUAAUGUUGGAUUCUGCAAUGCGUGACAACUCAUCCGCAGGCACUCCAGAGUGGAUGGCUCCUGAGCUUAUUCGGAAUGAACCUUUUACAGAAAAGUGUGAUAUCUUUAGCCUCGGAGUUAUCAUGUGGGAGCUUUGCACUCUGAGUAGGCCCUGGGCAGGAAAGCCCCCAGUUCAGGUUGUUUACUCUGUUGCGAACGAAGGGGCAAGACUGGAAAUCCCAGAUGGACCUCUGCGCAGCUUGAUAUCAGAUUGCUGGGCUGAACCGGACAAGCGUCCAAGCUGCCAGGAGAUCCUCACCCGUUUGCUUGAUUGCGAAUACACCUUGUGUUGAGCUAUUUUAGCUCUACUCUGUAUAGCGGUUCUAGAGGCAGCACAUUGAUCCGGCUUAUAACAUCAUUCCUUUUCCCAUUUCUCAUCAUUUGGGCAUCUUUGAGAUGUAAAUUAUCAAACUGUACUAUAAUAAUAAAACAUUCACAUAGCAAUUUCUGUGA
This is a messenger RNA of Brachypodium distachyon (stiff brome), 2791 nucleotides long. Its product is annotated as serine/threonine-protein kinase EDR1. The coding region runs from base 250 to 2631 and encodes 793 amino acids. The transcript has 17 exons. Gene Ontology annotation, molecular function: protein kinase activity; ATP binding. Gene Ontology annotation, biological process: protein phosphorylation. NCBI's taxonomy places the organism in Eukaryota, Viridiplantae, Streptophyta, Magnoliopsida, Poales, Poaceae. The record is from RefSeq and is a predicted model, not a curated record.